Molecule: messenger RNA, 861 nt
Organism: Sporothrix brasiliensis 5110
Lineage: Eukaryota; Fungi; Ascomycota; Sordariomycetes; Ophiostomatales; Ophiostomataceae
Exons: 2
Coding region: 1-861 (286 amino acids)
Source: RefSeq, a predicted model, not a curated record
AUGACGUAUGGGCCACAGUUCCGCAAUCUUGUCGAGAUCAAUAGAGGCGAUGCGUCGGUUCAUGCUGUCAUUCAGAUUCCCGACACGAAAUCCAUGAUGCCCUACCAAUACGAGUUCGACCACGUCAUCCAUCCCUCAACCUUGGACACCAUGCUGCAAACAGUCAUAACUUUGGGCGACUGUAAAGGCGCCAUGCUUCCCUGUUCCGCCGGGCGGAUCUUUGUCUCGGGAGCGCUGCCAAAAGGUGCAGGCUCGCGCUUUCAGGGCUUUACCACGGCUCGCACACCGCCAUCAGGAGGCGCAAUUGCAGAUAUCACCAUGUUUGACGAAGGACUUCAUGCACCAGCAGUUAUUCUUGAAGACGUGUUGUUCAAAUCCGUUGCCCCUAAGACCGCGCCAGGCAAUGGCGGGUUUCUACCUUCACACCGAAACUUAUGUUCCGAGAUCGUCUGGAAGCAGGAUGCUAGCAGCAUCGCAGCACUGGGAUUCGACCUUCCUAUAAGCAUCCAAGAAGUCAUCGAUCUUACCUCUCAUCAAAAUCCUUCGCAGUCUAUUCUUUACCAUGCGUUACACGGCCCGAACUCGGUUUACGGUGGCAUGAAUUUUCCCAAUGGCGACAUCCGCCACCUAGGCGUCGUCGCCGAUGCUGUGAACAUUACGAGAUUCAUUCUUGGCGGCCUCGCAGCAGGAUACGAAACUCCGCGAUUCUCUCGCUGCAUCGUCUCUGGUGUCAACGCAAAGAAGACAUGGCAACAUUUACGAAUGCUGAAAGAAAUCGGCCCCGGGCUCGAACGCAUACAUUGUGCAGAGGCCGAAUCUGAGAAUGACACGCACGGCCUCGUCAAUUCUGCAACGUGUUGA